Molecule: messenger RNA, 882 nt
Organism: Talaromyces proteolyticus
Lineage: Eukaryota; Fungi; Ascomycota; Eurotiomycetes; Eurotiales; Trichocomaceae
Exons: 6
Coding region: 1-882 (293 amino acids)
Cellular component (GO): plasma membrane
Molecular function (GO): acetate transmembrane transporter activity
Source: RefSeq, a predicted model, not a curated record
AUGACCACUACUACUGGUGAGGAGAACCACCAUGAGUCAAUCCUUCCAUCGACCUCUAUAGAGAAAAACGAUGAUUUCUUGCAACGCAUGAAGACAGCUGGGAGUAUUUCGAUCCCACCGGAACUGUUUGAGCAGUUGUACCUUGCCCCUCAAAAUCGGGUCAAAGGCGAAUUGCGACAGACUUUUGGGAAUCCCACUCCGAUUGCUUUGGGUGGCUUUUUACUCUGUGUCACUCCAUUCUCAAUGGUGUUGCUUGGUUGGCAUGGAGCGGGAGGACUCGACGCUGCGAAUGUUGGGUCCUUAAUCUUUUUAGGUGGUCUUCUAAUGGUAUUGGGAGGUGUCGGAGAAUGGAUUCUAGGCAACACUUACCCAGCUACCGUCUUUGCUAUUUUUGGUGGAUUCUUUUUUUCUUUCGGCGCUACUCUGGAACCUAGCUUCAACGCGUACGGCGCGUACUCUCCAGACCCUUCAAACCCUGCUAAGGGAAUGAAUGCCACCUUCUUUGCAACCUUCGGAUUCUUUACAAUGGCAGUCGUGAUCAUACUCAUAAUACUUGGCAUCGCAAGUAUCCGAACGAAUGUAUGCUUUUUCUUGCUAUUCUGUCUCUUUGUACCUGCAGGUAAACUAAUAUUGGCUGCAGUUGGUUGUCUUACUGGAUCUUUCUUCAGCCUUAGUUAUGGUAAUGCUAUCUAUGCUACCAUGCUUCAACAUAUUAGUGGAGGUCUGCUGUUGGCUGCAAGCUUAAUCGGAUUUUACAUCUUUAUAGCAUUGGUUCUUGCGUCAGUUGAUUUCCCAGUUAUGAUUCCACUUGGGGAUUUAUCCACGGUAAUUAAAGGAGCGCAAGAUAAGGCCAAAGAAAAGAAAGAUGCUGGUAUGGUUUGA